Messenger RNA from Lottia gigantea (owl limpet), 5019 nucleotides. RefSeq lists its product as hypothetical. Gene Ontology annotation, biological process: transcription by RNA polymerase II; RNA polymerase II preinitiation complex assembly. NCBI's taxonomy places the organism in Eukaryota, Metazoa, Mollusca, Gastropoda, Lottiidae. The record is from RefSeq and is a predicted model, not a curated record. The coding region runs from base 97 to 5019 and encodes 1640 amino acids. The transcript is spliced from 36 exons. Gene Ontology annotation, cellular component: transcription factor TFIID complex. Gene Ontology annotation, molecular function: histone acetyltransferase activity; RNA polymerase II general transcription initiation factor activity; RNA polymerase II general transcription initiation factor binding.
CUCUUUUCAAAAUGGAAGACAAAUAAAUCUAAAUUUCGCCUAGAUUUCUAAAGGUAAGGAUGUAUGUUAGUAGUCAGUUCUAAAUAAGAAUACACAAUGAAUAUAGAUGUAAUUGAAGACCACCAUGAUGAACAUCCUUCCCCUACUCCAGAUUCUACUGUAUCCUCACUCACAGGAUUUCUCUUUGGUAAUAUUGGCAAAGAGGGAGAGUUGGAAGAAGAUUUUCUUGAUGAGGAAUCUAAAAGACAUCUGGGAUCUUUAAAUGAUCUAGGAGGCUUGAGUUCCAUGGUGAAAGAAAUCACAGAAGAUGGAGGCAAUGAUAGUUUCUCUGCAGAAGAUACAGAUUAUGAUAAGAAAUCACCUACUGCAGUAGAUUUCUCUGAUAUAAAUGAAGCAGUAGAAGAAACAGCAGAAGAAAAUAGAAUAAGAGAAGCUAUGGGAGGAUUUACUAUGACUAAGAAUGAUGAGGAUGAUGAUUACGACACUGAUACUAGUGAUAGGAAGUUGAUGCCACCACCAGCAUGGCUACCAUCACAUACUCACAGUUCAGAUACCUCACACUUGACCUCACCUCAGAAAGGUCGUCACUCAUCAGGAGAAGAUAAUUCUCCAUCAAAAAAUGCUCCAUUAGCCAAUAUGUUACCGCCUGAAAUGGAAUCAGUUAGUGUAACAGAUCUAUUUCCUGAAUUUAGACCCAAUCAGGUUCUGCGGUUUUCACGCCUGUUUAAACCACACCAUGUACCUCAUCUAUAUAAACGUAAGAAGAAAAAGAAAGAUGAAGAAGGUAAAAAAGAAGAAGUUUCUGAUAGUGGCAUUGAUGAUUCUGAUCUUGAUGAUGAUUGUCCUAUUAAACUAGAACUAGGCAGACCAGCUAAACCUGAAGAAUGUUUAACUGAUGAUGAGGUUUGUAUUAUUGAUGAUUCAACAGAGUCUAUUACAUCCCGUGGAAAACAAGAUGGUAAUGCUGAUACUGAACAGACCUAUAACCUAGCUCCCUGGAGGUAUGGCCCAGCACAGUACUGGUAUGAUAAGAUGGGUGUUGAUGAGACUGGGGAAGGAUUUGAUUAUGGAUUCAAACUCAAAGAGGCAAAAGAGGAAGAAGAAGAAAAGAAGGAAUAUCCAGAUAAACCUAAAAUGGUCUUCCCUGAUGAAGCUUUUCUAAUGAUAACACAAGUACAGUGGGAAGAUGAUAUCAUCUGGAACAGUGAAGAAGCGAAACAAAAAGUUCUACAGAAUCACAAACAAAGAGCAGCAGCUGCAGGCUGGGUACCUAGUACUAAUAGUAGAACUGCUACUCAAUUUGCUCAGAUUAAUAAGAUAAGUAACAGUGCUAUGUUAGGACCUCAAAUCAGUUUAAACAAACCACUACUACCAGGACAAAAACCAGAGUAUGAGAGCUCCUGUGAUACAUGGUAUUCCAUAUUUCCUAUUGAAAAUGAAGACUUAGUUUAUGGUAAUUGGGAAGAUAAUAUUAUUUGGGAUUCAGAGAAUAUGGAUAAAAUACCCAGUCCACCAGUAUUAACUCUAGAUCCUAAUGAUGAGAAUAUUAUAUUGUCAAUACCAGAAGAUAGAGAUCCUAAUCAACCAGAUGAACCAGCUAAAAAAGAAAAGGUACAUUUCUUCAUAUAUUUGCAGGAAUUAAAGAAAUCUAAGAUAUUAUUAGGGAAAGCUGGUAUAAUCAAAGAGGAAGAUGAAGACAAAGAUGAGGAUGAGUUAUCAGUUCAGACUAAAGAUCCAUUUAAUUUAUCUAAUGAUGAAUAUUAUAAUCCUAAAAUAAUGGAUAAUGCCUUACGUUCUAAUAUUGGUGGUGUUCUGAUACAGCAUUCAACACCAGCAGUAGAGUUACGGCAGCCAUUUUUCCCUACCCACAUGUCAGCUGUCAAACUACGUCAAUUUCACCGACCUCCAUUGAAAAAAUAUUCACAUGGUCCAAUGGCUGAAGGGGGUAUUAGACCUGUAUUACCGCUUCUCAAACAGAUCAAACGUAAAGCAAAGAUGAGAGAACAAGAAAGACAAGCGUAUGGUGGAGGUGAAAUGUUUUUUAUGAGAACACCACAAGAUUUAACAGCUAUGGAUGGAGAAGUCAUACUGUGUGAAUUUUCCGAAGAAUUCCCUCCUUUAAUGAUGCAAGUUGGCAUGGCAACCAAAAUGAAGAACUAUUACAAAAGGAAACCUGGUAAAGAUUCCAAUCCACCACAGUUCCCAUAUGGGGAGCUAGCCUACGCUCAUACUUCUCCCUUUCUAGGUGCUAUACAACCUGGUGUAUGUAUACAAGCAUUGGAAAAUAAUAUGUUCAGAGCACCAAUAUACCAACAUGUCAAACCAUCCACAGAUUUUCUAGUCAUUAGAAAUAGGCAGAAUUUUCAUAUAAGAGAAGUAGAUGGACUAUAUUGUGUUGGUCAAGAAUGUCCACUGUAUGAAGUACCAGGUCCUAAUUCUAAAAGAGCUAAUAAUUUUGUCAGAGAUUUCCUACAGGUGUUUAUAUAUCGUUUAUUCUGGAAGAGUAGAGAUAAUCCUAAACGUAUUAAAAUGGAAGAUAUUAAAAGAGCUUUUCCUUCACAUUCUGAAAGCAGUAUUAGAAAAAGAUUAAAAUUAUGUGCUGAUUUUAAAAGGACAGGUAUGGACAGUAAUUGGUGGGUUAUUAAACCUGAUUUUAGAUUACCAACAGAAGAAGAAAUUCGAGCUAUGGUGUCUCCUGAACAAUGUUGUUCUUAUUAUAGCUUGAUAGCAGCUGAACAGAGACUCAAGGAUGCUGGUUAUGGUGAGAAAUCUAUGUUUGCUCCAGAAGAAGAUAAUGAAGAAGAAGCACAGAUGAAGAUUGAUGAUGAGGUGAGAACAGCACCCUGGAAUACCACUAGAGCCUACAUCUCGGCAGUGAAAGGAAAAUGUCUGUUGAAGUUAACGGGUGUAGCAGAUCCUACUGGUUGUGGUGAAGGCUUCUCAUAUGUCAAGGUUCCUAACAAACCUCAGCCAAAGGAACAAGAAGCUAAAGACACACCUGUUAAAAGAACUGUUACUGGUACAGAUGCUGAUCUGAGACGUCUGAAUUUGAAGGAUGCUAAGAAUAUGUUGAGAAAGUUUGGCUUGGCGGAGAGUGAUAUCAAGAAGUUGUCUCGAUGGGAAGUUAUUGAUGUUGUAAGAACUAUGUCAACUCAACAAGCUAAAGCUGGUACUGAAGCUGGAAUGAGUAAAUUCGCUCGUGGAAACCGCUUUUCUGUAGCUGAACAUAUGGAGAGAUAUAAAGAAGAAUGUCAAAGAAUAUUUGAUCUUCAGAACAGAAUACUAGGAUCUAGUGAAGUACUAUCUACCGAUGAUGAAUGGUCGUCUGAAGAUUCAGAAUAUGAAGAAAUGAGUAAAAAUAUAGAGAGUAUGUUGUCAAAUAAAAAAACUAGUUCACAGCUAAGUCGUGAAAGAGAAGAACAAGAAAGAAAAGAAUUACGUCAGAUGGUAAUGGGUGGCUUCGAGAAAGAAAAAAAUAAAAAUGACAAUCGAAAAGAUGAAGAUGACCCAAUGCAAGGACUUGGAGAGGGAGGACUGAAGUUAAAAAUAACUAGAACAUUUAAAGAUGAAACUGGUAAAGAAUAUACACGUACAGAGAUAGUUCGUAAACCAUUAGUUAUAGAAACAUACGCUAGAAUACGUCAAACUAAAGAUCCUAUGUUCAUAAAACAGUUUGCUGCUCUAGAUGAUCAGUUGAAAGAUGAGAUGAGAAAGGAAAGAAGAAGAAUUCAGGAACAGCUGAGAAGAAUCAAAAGAAACCAAGAAAAGCCACAAAUGCCUUCUCAACCUCCUAAAAAGAAGAAGAAAAAGGAGACCCUUUAUAGCACUCAUGUGGCACGCUCUGAGACAAUUUUCUGUCGCAGUAGCAGCGCUGUUAGAAUGCUUUUCCAGUGUUACAGGGCCAAAAGAGAACAGUAUUUUGUUGGUAGAGUUGUAUCGUUUCAGAUGAAAUGUGGUGCAUGUGGUGCUGUCGGUCAUAUGAGAACCAACAAGGAGUGUCCUAUGUAUGCUAAUUUAGCAGGCAAGAUAGCACCAGUUCAAGUUGCUAUGACUGAAGAGCAAGAAGAAGAAGAAGAGAAAAAUCUUCCCAUAGCAGAUCAAGAGCUCAUCAAUGUGGAAGGCACCAAGAUUAAACUUUCCAAAAAUCUUUUGGCUCAUGCUGAGAGUUUAAAGAGAAAGUCUUUGUUAUUAAAGUUCCCGAAACAAGCUGUUGAAAAUAAAAAGAAAAGAAGAAUUGGUACAGUUAUUCACUGUGAUUAUUUAAAGAAACCUAAACAAUCAUCUAACAGAAGAAGAACAGAUCCUCUAGUGACCCUUUCAACUAUAUUUGAAAAUGUUUUAAAUGAACUAAGAGCUAUACCUAAUACUCAACCGUUUCUAUUUCCUGUUAAUCCCAAAGAAGUACCUGAUUAUUAUAAAGUGGUGAGAAAACCUAUUGAUUUACAAUCAAUUAGAGAGAAUUUGAGGAAUAAAAAAUAUCGUUCUAGAGAAGAAUUUUUAGCAGAUAUUAACCAGAUUGUAGAGAACAGUAAAAUGUACAAUGGUCCUAGACAUACUUUAACAGUCACUUCACAAAUGAUGGUAGAUCAUGUUUUAAAAAGAUAUGCAGAGAAAGAACAGAAGUUGAUGAGAUUAGAAGCUGCUAUUAAUCCUCUAUUAGACGUCAAUGAUCAGAAAGCAUUAUCUUAUAUCUUCUCACAUAUAGUGGAACUAUUUAAACAUGUUGAAAAUUCUUGGCCAUUCCAUAAUCCAGUGAAUAAAAAACAGAUUAAAGAUUAUUAUGAUGUGGUAAAAAGACCAAUGGAUUUCAAUACAUUACAUAAGAAUUGUGAUAGACAUAAAUAUCACAGUCGUGAAGAGUUUAUAGAAGAUGUAGAAUUAAUUUAUACCAAUAGUCUACAAUAUAAUGGUGCUAACAGUUCCUAUACAGCAGCUGGUAGAAAGGUGGUAGAGAUGUGUAAGGAACAUCUUCAAGAGGUAAUGAACCAGGGGACCUUACCUUUAUGUUUUCUAAAAUAG